AUGUCAUCGGACAUCCAGGUCUUCGUGAAAUGGAAAGACCAAUCGAUAUUCGCCGGGGAGGACGUGGAGUGCACAAUUACAUUCAAGAACGUUGCGGACAAGAAUGAAGACGCCGGACAUGCGCCAACACUCCAUCAGCGAAAGCAAUCCCGGACCCCGGGCACACCUCACUCGGAUUCCUUCUCUCUACGGCUCCCUUCAAAUCCCUUCAGGAGUCCAAACCGUCGCUCCUACUCUAUAGCUCCAAAAAAUAGCCCAUCCCAUCGCUUCUCCACUUCUGUGAGCUCACCGUUGAUCGGCUCUCAUAGCUUCCCGCCUCCCUCGACACCGCGGAAUGGCCCUCCGGGUGGCCACAAACAUAAGAGGUCAAUAUCCAUACUUUCAAUUGAUAGUGAGGGUGGAGCCUCAACUGGCCCAGGCGAUAAGACGCCGAGGACGCCGUCUCAGCUCAAUCAUUCGAGGCCGACGAGGGGUCACGGGCGUUCCGCGAGCUUACAAGUCGUUCCGAGAAGAUAUGAAGGAUAUGAGAAUAAUGGCGUGAAAAGUUUGCGAAGCCCAGUCCGUCCAUUUCCGUCGUCCGAGUCUCCUAUUACACCAUUUCCAGGCGCCCUGAAAGUAGAUGUGGAUGUGGUCAACAAACAAAGCGCUUCUAGCCCUGUAAGACCAACUUUACCGACACGCGCCUCCUCACGGCGACCUCAAUUGCCGCUUAUAGACUUCAAGUUUCCGCCAGGCCCUGAAAACGAAACAAAUUCAGGAGUUCCUGUUGCAUCACCCACCUCCGCAUCAACAGAGAGGACCACGGGGACCUCCGCGACAACAAGGCUUAAUGUUAGGGACUCCUCCUCGUCAUUGGCCGCUCCGGGCCAGCUGCCUCAGUCUACCAAAGUACUGUCGGCUUCCAGCCUAAGUGGGAGCCAUAGAAGCAGUGGUGAAUUCUACUCAGUUAGCAACAACUCUUCAGAAACUCUCCAGUCGGAAUACACAAAUUAUUCGGGCCCAGCGUUCCGUUCGGGCUUCCCUCGUCAUGGUCGACACGUAUCCAGCUUAGAGUCAGCGGUCUCCGUUGCUAAUGGGCAGGCGCUACUUAUGGGAUAUGCUCAGAUCAGUGCUUCAUUUACGGUUGACGGCUCAUUAAUUAACCAGGCCGCUUUUGAAGAAGUCAAAAGACAGGGAGUUGUUGGCGGAGCUGGCAACGCGCGCAAUGCGCCAAACGGCAGGCCCCCUUCGUCUGGAGAGAAAGGACGAAAAGGUGGCGGCUUUUGGGGCGCAUUAAACUGGAAUUCGAUAGAGGAGUCCAUCAGCGGGCUUCUUUCUAGCAAUGACUUGAAUGGUCUACGGGACAUGCGGGGAGUAACCUCAUCCCGAUCUAUUCCCUUGCUGUCGACUCCACAAUCACUUCUCUUCGUCGACCUCCGUCUGGCCCCAGGAGAGGAGCAGUCCUUUUCAUUUGCCUUCACUCUACCCAGCGGUCUUCCUGCAAGCCACAAGGGAAAAGCCAUAAAAAUUUCCUACAACCUCGUCAUAGGGACACAGCGACCAAGCGGGAGUACCGAGCCUCAAAAAGUCAAUCGCAUCAGCAUACCGUUCCGUGUCUUCAGCGGUGUAAAUGCCCAAGGAGCCAUCCUGGGUCAUGACCUGAUGCAUCCUCACGUUGUUCUCCGCGACGAGGCAAGAGUACAGAAGAUCGGCUCCUUGCCCCUUCCGCUAGCCCCAAAAGCGGAGAGCAUCAGUCGGCCUACGUGGACAUCAGCGCCCGAGUUCCUUUCAUACGUGGAUGAAAUUCUAGAGCAACGAUCCCGCAACAGUUCGCUCAAGCCGCCAGAUACAUUCGCUGAAAGGCGCCCAAGCCACGAUAUAUCUGCUGGGCCGUUGUCUUCCAAAGAUGCCAUUGACAUGGCGAUCCUUCGAAGUAACCAGGCAAUCAAUUCUUCUCAAAGUCCAAAUCGGUUUGAUAUUGCGCGUGGAGGACGUCGAAUCGCGGUGGUGGUUCUGAAUCGACCAGCACAUAGACUUGGCGAGACUCUCAUUGCGACAGUGAACUUUGUUGAUUCGGCACUUCCGUGUUACGCACUUCGAGCCACUCUGGAAAGUUCAGAGAAAGUAGGCGCACAUUUGGCUGUGCGAUCAAAUGCGAGCAUUCGGCGAGCGACGCGGCGAGUUCAUGCAUCAUUUUUUGAGAUUACUCUCUACUCUACAAGGGUUGUUUUCAGCCCUGCGAUACCAAUAUCUGCGACUCCUACAAUACUCACCAGUGGUGUUAACGUCGAAUGGGAGCUACGGUUCGAGUUUGUGACUACCAGCGUACCGGAUGAGAUGGGAUCCGGGCCUUCAGGCGCUCAGCUACUGGAGACGGUUUCUCAGGAUGAUCGAGGCUCUACAAUGUCCGCCUUGGAACAUCUGGGGUGCGAGUCCUUUGAGGUUGCAAUUCCCAUUACAAUAUACGGAGAAACUGUGCGAGAGCGGCUGCCAGAGGAGAACGAAGGGUAUUCGAUAUAA
Molecule: messenger RNA, 2499 nt
Organism: Aspergillus calidoustus
Lineage: Eukaryota; Fungi; Ascomycota; Eurotiomycetes; Eurotiales; Aspergillaceae
Source: the annotation of a GenBank genome assembly